GUGCAAUUGCUAACUAAAUCAAGCAAAACAGUUUUGUCGUAAAAUAGAGCGAAGCUUAAAAUCAGAGAGCAGCAAACUUCACGUUUCACAUGAAAACAGAUAAACAAUUUUCGCCAGUGCCGUGCCCUAUCCGCCUGCCGCCGCUGCCAGUACCGGUCCCUAUCCGCCCACCGCCGCUUCUGUUGCACGCAGCCUCCGCCGUCUCUGCUUUUUUCCGUUCGCUACAAUCUAUACUUUUAGGUACAUCAGAGUUGCGCAUUCUGUAUUGCUUCAUCUUGGAAAGGUUCUGCUCUAGAUACUUAGAUUGGGGAGCAGAUUAUCAGCAAGGUGCCUUUGUCUUCCCCAAAGGAAGUGCUACUCUUAGUGUCAAAAAAAUUGACGUUUUACAGGUCAGGAGAGUUCACAGUUGAUGCGCUAUUUGUUGAUGUGAGCAAGCUGCUGGUGCAUACUAAGUUCAGUAGCAAAUUAACAAUGAGCGCAGAGAAGCAGCAAAAAAGCGAGCAUCCACAAGUUAUCCGAUUAGAUAAGGCAUUUAAAUUGGCUGAACAAUGGGUUAAGAACAUGAGCAAAGUUGUGGAGGAUGAAGCAACAGAAGAGGAAACCAAAGCCCGCCCUCUUAAUCUAGGGCUUGGUGCAAAAGUUGUGCAUCCGUCUAAGGUUGUAAAUUUUGAUAAUCCGGUUGAAAGGAACUUACAUGCUAAGUUGGAAGCCGGAAAAAGAAAAGCUGCUGCCAAAGAGAUUGAGGAACGCGGGGGCAAUGAUAACGACAGUGACGAUGAUAGUGAUGAAGAGUCGGAAAGUAGAACAAGUGCAUUUGCUAAGAAGAUAAAGGGUCCUCCUCCAGGUUUAUCUUUACAGGUAAAGAAGAAACAGAAGUAGUUUAUCACCUGAUAAUGAUUGAAUAAUUUAUGUGUUGUAAAUUGUAAUUUUUUUGUAAUCAUGAUGUUUCUUGCUUAUUAGUAUACUUUGGGAAAUUGUUGCCUA
Mercurialis annua (annual mercury) is the source of this 984-nucleotide messenger RNA. RefSeq lists its product as uncharacterized. NCBI's taxonomy places the organism in Eukaryota, Viridiplantae, Streptophyta, Magnoliopsida, Malpighiales, Euphorbiaceae. The coding region runs from base 472 to 879 and encodes 135 amino acids. The record is from RefSeq and is a predicted model, not a curated record. The transcript has 6 exons.